Molecule: messenger RNA, 1287 nt
Organism: Brassica napus (rape)
Lineage: Eukaryota; Viridiplantae; Streptophyta; Magnoliopsida; Brassicales; Brassicaceae
Exons: 2
Coding region: 1-1287 (428 amino acids)
Source: RefSeq, a predicted model, not a curated record
AUGAGUUCAGAACAUGGAGUUGAGAUAUCCUAUUCUUUGGCAUGGGAUGCACGUGAGUAUGCAAUCAACAAAGUGAAAGGCCUUCCAGAGGAAGGCUAUGAAAAAAUUCUCAAAUACUUGCACAUGAUGAGGGAAGCUAAUCCAGGGUCACACACGUCUUAUGAAAGGGAUUCUAAAGGGAGAUUCAGAUUCCUCUUCAUCUCCUUUGGUCAGAGUCUUCACGGUUUCUAUGUUGCAAUUCAGAAAGUUAUUGUUGUGGAUGAGACGUUCUUGAAGAGCAAAUACAAAGGGGUAUUACUGGUUGCUACUGCAUUAGAUGGAAACUCGGAUUUAUAUCUUAUUGCAUUUGGAGUUGUCGACUCAGAGAACGACCUUGCGUGGAACUGGUUUGUGAGACAACUUAAUGCGGUCAUUGCUGACGAGCAUAGUUUAGCUUUUGUGUCUGAUAGGAAUUCCUCGAUUGCUAAAGCUAUUGCUAACGUGUACCCGCAAGCUCAUCACGGAAUUUGCAUUCACCACUUGCUGAAUAAUGUUGUAACAUAUUUUAGUGGGAAAGGUGUGGAUGGUUUGGUUGCAAAGGCUUCUAAAGCUUAUCGAGCUGAUGAUUUUUGUAAGCUGUUCACUGCUAUUUACUCUAUUAGUCCUGAAAUUGGAAAUUAUCUCAUAGAAGCCGAUGUGAGGAAGCGGGCUCGUUGUCAAUUCCCGGGUUACAGGUAUGAUAUCAGCACUACUAACCCUGCGGAGUCGAUAAAUUCUGCUUUGCGUACGCCUAGAGAGUUUCCAAUAAUACCUCUAAUGCACAGCAUUAGGGAAAUGAUGACUCGAUGGUUUUUCCAACGUAGAACUUUAAGUUCUAAGCACUCGAAGCCACUGACCAUUGCUGUGGAGAAGAAGAUUGACAGAAGGAUUGAUAAGGGUAAAAAGUUUAAGGUCUUCCCAAUUAGCGAUGACAGGCACGCCAUAAAAGCAGGCUUCAGUGUUGGAAUACAAGCACACACACUCACGGAUGACAUAUACACUACUGCGUCAUGGCGCAUGGCUUAUGAAGAAAGCAUAAAUCCUAUUGGUGUCCCUGAAGAUGCUUGGACUGUUCCAUCUCAUGUGGAGCAGACGAAAGUCCUUCCUCUAGAGUCUAGACGAGCUCCAGGUAGAAGAAAGAAACGCAGAUACGAGACAGCCGAAGAUAAGAUCCGUUCGUCACAAGGAAAUCAAGGCUCUAAAGGUCGCAAAUGCAGCCGAUGUGGGAUUCGAGGGCACGAUAGGAGAACAUGUGAUCGAGCAAUAUAG